AUGGCCCCCCUCAAGCCCUCCUGGAAGCAGCCCUCCCACCCCGACGUCCAAGACGUCGUCGUCAGCGGUGCCGACUUUAUGACCAAGAGCUUGUCUAAAGUGACCGUGCCGCCCUUUGGCCUAUUCGUCAAAUUGGAGUUCCCUCCUUGCACCUUGGCCAGCGAGCCUACCUAUGCUACCGUCCAGAUGGGCAAAGACCAGCAUCUGAACCUCAACAGCGACUUGCUCUACAUCAACCACUCGUGCGAGCCUUCUCUUCAUUUUGACAUGCGAAACAUGAAGAUUGUGGCGGGACCCAAGGGUCUUCAGCCUGGAGAUGAACUCACUCGUAUAGCUGAUAUACCCCGUUCUUCAAACACACAGUUCUUCUACCCAUCUACUGAAUGGGACAUGGCUCAGCCAUUCGAAUGCUUUUGCGGUAAGCCCACUUGCAAGAAGGUUAUUACUGGCGCCAAGGACAUGCCCUCUCAGCUGCUUGAUGGCCUCUGGCUCAAUGACCACAUCCACGAGCUUCUUGAGGAGCAGGCAUUGCUCCGUGAUAACCAACAUCAUGGCUCUCUGUCUGGAUUGUUGCGCCGCGGAAUUACAUCGCGCGAAUUGAGCGGAGAGAUGGGCGGCGAUACUGUUAAGGCCUAA
Molecule: messenger RNA, 636 nt
Organism: Trichoderma harzianum CBS 226.95
Lineage: Eukaryota; Fungi; Ascomycota; Sordariomycetes; Hypocreales; Hypocreaceae
Exons: 3
Coding region: 1-636 (211 amino acids)
Source: RefSeq, a predicted model, not a curated record